Messenger RNA from Pseudophryne corroboree (corroboree frog), 1723 nucleotides. RefSeq lists its product as uncharacterized. The record is from RefSeq and is a predicted model, not a curated record. The transcript is spliced from 4 exons. NCBI's taxonomy places the organism in Eukaryota, Metazoa, Chordata, Amphibia, Anura, Myobatrachidae. Bases 92 to 988 code for a protein of 298 amino acids.
GAAAGAAUCUAGAAGCAGAUACUGCGUAGGUUGAAGUACAUUCUGAGGAAAGAGUAUACAGAGAAAGACAGAGACGGAGAGAGACAGAGACAUGGAUCACAGACAGCUGAGAGACAACAUCCAUAACUUCAGCCUCGAUGACUGCGCUCGGGGGAAUCAGGGGUAUAACCGGGUUCUCCUGCAGAUAUUCGGUUAUACAGGUCACGGGAAAUCCUCUCUGAUCAACUCUUGUAAAUAUUCCCUGGAAGAGGACGGGGGAUUUAUCGAGCAUGCUGUGGCUGGAGAUAACUAUUAUGGAACAACUACGAUAAGAAAAGCCUAUGAGCUCACCGGUAACAUCACCAUGGUGGAUAACAGAGGGUACAAUACAAUGGACGGCUUCCAAAGAGCUGAAGUUUAUGCCCAACUGGGAAACUUCAUCCCUGUAGGUGAGAAGGUGGUUUGGAAAGAUAAUUACACUGAUAUGAUGACAAGUGUGGAGCGAUCUGAAAUGGACCCAAAUUACACAGACUUCAUUGUUCCUGUUUUGGUUUAUAGUGCCAGGGACGGACCUGCAGAACAGAAAAUGCCAAAACUGAAAACAUUUAUCAGUAACUGUAUAGAAAUGACAGGAGUUGCCCCUAUCAUUGUCCUCACCAACAAAACCAGCGGAGAUUACUUGGAGAUGGAGAAGAAGUUCAAGCUGAUAGGGGCUGAGACUGUGAUAGCCGUGGAGAACUACACCAAGGAGAGAUGGAUAAAAACUCUGGGGAGAACCACAGACUUCCUGAUGUUCAUUAAUGGUGCCAUAAAACAAGUAAAAUUCCGUAUGGAACAGACAAGGAACCCGCGGGAAGAGCGAGUACAGCGGAAGAUAUUCCUGCUCCAAUACAUACAUGAGGCUGAUAAGAAAAAGGAUAAAGAGAAAAGAGAGCGGGAGACGUGCCAGGAAGUAGUUAAUAGUAGAAAGGGAGUUUGGGGAUGGUAUAAUUGGGUGUUACGUAGGUAGAGAUGCCAGAUGUGAGCAGGGGCUGAUGUUAUUAAAUGGAAAAUAUCACUUAGAGUGGGGUUUUGGUGCAUAAUUUCACAACCUCCACUUACUGUACCGUAGAUGUAUAAUAGAUGUCCCCACUUUGUAUACAAGGCAGGUGUCCCCUUCAUGUGCUUCUAGUUCUCUCUAUAUAUACAAACCGCCACCGUGGCCUGGCCACAUCUCCUUCCACAUACAUACCGCCACCGUGGCCUGGCCACAUCUCCUUCCACAUACAUACCUCCACUAUGGCCUGGCCACAUCUCCUUCCACGUAUUCACAGCCACAGUGGCCUGGCUGCAUCUCCUUCCACAUACAUACCACCACCGUGGUCUGGCCACAUCUCCUUCCACAUACAUACCACCACCGUGGCCUGGCCACAUCUCCUUCCACAUACAUACCACCACCGUGGCCUGGCCACAUCUCCUUCCACAUACAUACCACCACCGUGGCCUGGCCACAUCUCCUUCCACAUACAUACCACCACCGUGGUCUGGCCACAUCUCCUUCCACAUACAUACCACCACCGUGGCCUGGCCACAUCUCCUUCCACAUACAUACCACCACCGUGGUCUGGCCACAUCUCGUUCCACAUACAUACCACCACCAUGGCCUGGCCACAUCUCCUUCCACAUACAUACCGCCACCGUGGCCAGGCCACAUCUCCUUCCACAUACAUUACUACAAUGUUUCUCAAUAAAGGAAUUAAUAUCA